AUUAUAAACAGGCUACAUUGUAGAAAAACACACUGCGUUCUCUCUCCUGCUCUCUGAAAUCGGCCCACAAGCAGACAUUUUUCUGCUUGAAUUGCAUUCCAGAGUUGGGCAGAGAGCACUGAGUGAAACAUGGUUUAAAUACUUAAAACCUUGCUGGCACACGGGUGUUGAAUUGAGUUUUAUGGCUGUAAGCUGCCUCAGUGCAGGGCUGAGCUGGGUGCAGGUGCAGUGUGAGGCCUAAUAGCAGCCGGCAGGUGGGGGUGGAUGUGGUGCCUUCAUUUGCUCUGGCCAAGAUUGAUGUUAACAUAAUUCCUGCUCACUCUUGCUAAAAUACUGGCUGCUGCUGGCAGACUUCCAGUUCUUUCAUGUUUUUCCCCCUUCGCGCUUUUUUAAUGGUUGUAGGAAUUAACAUUGAGGCUUGGAAUAUGAGAAAUGCAGUUUAAAAGAGCAGUGGCUGACAUCAGGUUUUGACUGCAAGUAGAAGACAGAUCUUUGAAAUACCUGAUGGCCACCUGUCAGCUUUUAAUGAGCAGGCAGAAGAAUAAGACCUCUAAGGAGUCUCUGUUGUUCCCCAACAAAAUCACUACGAAGCAGCAGUCUGUGGCACUGGUGAAAAGACUUCUGGCCAUCUCUGUCUCCUGCAUAACAUACCUGAGAGGGCUGUUCCCUGAGAGUUCUUAUGGAACUCGCUAUUUGGAUGACCUCUGUCUAAAAAUUCUGCGAGAAGAUAAAAGCUGUCUGGGAUCGUUUCAGAUAGUCAAGUGGAUUCAAGGUUGUUUCGAUGCUUUGGAGAAGCAGUAUCUCCAUGUUGCUGUCCUAGCAAUGUACACCAAUCCCAAGGAACCGGAGACAGUCACUGAACUGUAUCAGUUCAAGUUCAAGUACAAAAAGGAGGUGCCCGAGAUGGACAUCAUCAGCAACAAAACCAACUUUGUGAAUGGAGUGUGCAGCGAGGACAUGAAACAAGCCAGCAGCCUCCUGAUCCGUAAGCUGUACCUGUUAAUGCAAAACCUUGGCCCACUUCCCAAUGACAUUACCCUGACCAUGAAGCUCCUCUAUUACAAUGAUGUAACUCCUGACGAUUACCAACCACCUGGCUUUAAGAAAGAUGACAAAUCUGGUGACCUAUUGUUUGAUGGUGAUCCUGUCAACUUGAAAGUAGGGUCUUUCUCCACUGGGUUCCACACCUUGAAAGUGAAAGUAACAACUGAAAACAAAAGAAUGGGGAGAGUUGAAAGCAAACUGAUCCAGAAGAACAGCCCUACUGAGAUCUCCCAUCAAGGGCUAGACUGUGAUGAAGAGGAAGAGGAGGGGAGCACUAAGAACAACCCUCUCCCUGUCAGAGCAGAGUCAGAUGAGUACAGAAAGGACAGAAGUUAUACCCAUCCAGGCCUGAGAACUGAAACAUCUUCGUCUUGCCUUCAAAAUACAGGUGGAAAGAAAAAGGUGGAAAUGAGGGAGAUGGGCAGGCGGCCUUCCUCACAGGCAUCUCAGCGGCUCUUCAGGAAAACCAGGAAUGGAAGCAUUAAAGGCUUAUUUUUAUCUGUACGACAUGGGAGAAGCAAAGGCUGCAGAUCUGCCAAAAGAGAAAGAACUAUUUCUGUCCUGCUAGAACUAUAACUGCCAUUUAAUAAUGGCCACGAAGAGUCUCUGACAGAGGGCUUUUCAGAUUGGAGAAGAAUUUACAUGUACUCAACUUGGUUGUUAUCUGCAAUCUAAUGAUUGAUGAUACUUAGGAUCAAAUGAGAGAUUGCCCUUUCCCAGCAAAGCAUCUCUGUACUUAAUCAUCCAGAGUUAGACACCAGCAUGUAAAUUAGCCUACCUCUACUGACUUGAGGAGAGUUUUUCUGAUUGCAUCAGCCACGGAUUUGUCCCACUGUGCUAUCUUUAUGUGUCUUCCUUGUUUCCACUGGCAUUCUAGCAGUUGUGAUCUGAAGAGCUGUGUAAAAGAGGGAAUUGUUGCACAUUGAUUUAUUUUGUAGAAGUCUGCUGAUGGAAAAGGGGUCCUGCACUGGACGUGAGAUAACUUUGUGAAGACUUCAGCACAGUCCUUUACCCUCUUGUGAAUCCUUUAAUGGUGUUCUCCUAUGAGUUGAUUUUUGUCAGCUUUGUCUUCAUGUAAGCAAGCGUGUUACAGUGGAAUGAGUUUGGGAUGAAAUAGUUCCAGAAGAUGAAUAAAAACUGACCAUGUGGAUGCUUCUGCAGGCGUUAUCUCCCAUCAGCAAGCUGUGGGCUGAAGUUCUGGGGUGGUCCUUAAAGCACAGUCUCAUUGCACAGUGCAGCAGUUGUGCAGAGCUCCGAGUCGUCCCAGACUGAGCCUGUGCCAGAGCUGGAAGUGGUGUGGCUGCAUCAUGUGGUUUUCUGGCUUCACUAGCCAAGGCCAGACAGUGCUUAUGCUGCUGGGCUGGCUGCAUUUGUGCUACCAGGCUGCUGUGGGACACCAGUAAGUGUGCUGAGGAUUGGCCUUGUUUGGUACACAGCAAUUUGAAUCACUAGUAGCCCAGGGGCUCUGCACUGCAGGUCAGUGCCUGGCUGUGUGGCACAGCCCUCUUAAAAGGAGCUAUCUGAAAGUCAGAGAGAUUCAUUUGCCUAAAUGAAAGAGUGCCAGUUUAGACUGUGGACAGUGGCUUGUCUGGCCAGCUGCUAAUCACCAUGCUGAAGUCUUGGGUACCUGGUGAGAUCCUUUUUCUCUAUGAGAGAGGUAGCAGUGGGAGCCAGCAUGAGCAGUCUUUCAUGCCUGACACAGUACAAGCAGUAUGUUUUGUUUGCCAGUGGUCAGCAUCCUCUUGGUGCCCAGAGCCAUGGUAAUCCUGCUGGAGAUCCCUGUGCCUUUGCUGAGUUUCAGAGUUGCAUGUGACUUCUGUCUGAAAGUGAAGGUCAGCACAAGGGAUCCAGUUGCAGAAUAACAACUUGAAGAUCGAGACCUUUGAUUUUUCCCAGGCAGGCCGCUUUUACAAUUGCCAUGACAGAAAGCAGUUUAAGGGUGAAGUCUGCCAUUUGCCGAGCAAUAGAAAAGCAUUUUUCUGUGGCAAUGUCAUUAUCUUGAACUUUCGCAGCAAAGAAAAAAAAGAAAGGUUUAUCUCUAGCUGUCUAUCAAGCGAACUGUAUCUGAUGAGAAGUUCCCAGAACAUUUUCUCCUCCAAACCAGCUGAAGCUACACAGACCCAAACAACGAAGAGAAAGAUUCAGAGAUGAGCUAGCCUCUCUCCUUCCUGUUAGCUCAGGCCGUUCUGGGAGGAGUGAGACAGGGAGGUCAGCAAAUUCCUGGCUUCUCUGCGUUCACAUCCGACCUUUAGCUGGAUCUGAGGCUGUUCAUCCCUUGCGUGAGUUGUUCCUGACUAGUGCAUAUGAAACAGCUUCCUAGUGAUCUCUUCCUUUAGAGGUGAUGCUCAUUGCCUCCAGAGGUGGGGGAAGAUUUAACUCUUGCACCCUCAGAUUCCCUUUCAGCUACGCCAGGAGCAUCCAGAGGAAGGCAAGGAGCCUCUAUGCCUUUACACAUGUUCAUAAUGUACAUGCUAACAACCAGACAGACCACUAGAGAAAUCUGCACAGAGUAAGGUUGGAUAGGUCUGACAUCCCAUGAGGGGCUAAGCUGCAUGAUGGCCUCAUAGGCAGGGUGAGUGUCUUUGCUUUUCACCUCCUGGCUUACAGUGCUGUUAACCUCACAAGGGGAAGUCUCCCAGUGCAGAAGCUUACAGGCCAAUUGAGUGUCCUAGUGGAGGCUACGUGGAGAGAGGCUGGUACUUGUUUGAUUUUUUUCUAUCAGGUAUUUUGUUGUCAUAGUCAAGAAAGAUCUGCUCAUAGUCCUUUAAACGCAACGAGAUACGUGAGACACAGCGUAGGCCUGUGGGACUUUGUCAGCAAAAAGGAAAUUGCGUUGGAUGGCAGAGAUUUUAACAGUGAACUAUGGAAAAGGAAGAGGACCAGUGGUAAUCAGUGAUGUCUUGGCAUGGUUUCCUGGGGACAGAAAUGUGGCAAGUUUCCAUAGAUGCAUCACACUGAGCGUCUUUCAUUCUUCCACCUGCGUAAUUUGGCUUUCAUGCUUACCAGCGCGAUUCUCCUCCAUCUUUGUACAGAUGAAAAUCAGGAUUAGUUCUACUGAUGUCAGUGCAUUGGCUUUUCUGGAAACUGAUAGGAGCUCAGUCAGUGCUGAGUCCUGCACCGAGCUUUAACCUUUGUGUCGCCAUCGCAGAAAGGCAGAGGUCAGAAGACCUGGAGACCACAUAGAGCAUCCUACAUGCCCACGGCAGGGUCAGCACCUUGUCCAGUCACAUUUUGAAUAACUCCAAGGAUGGAGGUUCCACCAACCCUCUGAACAUAGCAAAGAAAAGCUCUUCCUUAUGUUUAAAUGGAAUUUGCUGCAUUUUGGUUUGUGUUGGUUUCCUUUCAUCUCUUUGCUGGACUCCACUGCGUGCCUUGCAAACCUCAGUUUUGCUGUGCUUGGAGCAGCCACCUGCCUUCACUGUUAUAGAGAUGUCUGUCACCUGCCAUGCCUCC
Coturnix japonica (Japanese quail) is the source of this 4497-nucleotide messenger RNA. NCBI's taxonomy places the organism in Eukaryota, Metazoa, Chordata, Aves, Galliformes, Phasianidae. The record is from RefSeq and is a predicted model, not a curated record.